UUCUCAUUUCAUAACUCCGGUUUAUCUACAAGGAACCAAUGCCGAUCAUAAUUACAUGGUUUAACCAAACCGGUAUCCAAUCAAUUCCCAAAGUCUAAUACAUGCUGAGAAAUUUCUAGGGGAACUCAUUUCGAUCUGAGAAAGAUGGGAGAUUCGUCGGAGUCAUUUGUUGGCGGAUAUUGGAAUGGAUUCAAGGGUUUCUGGUGCGAGAGGCUCUCUUUCCUGGAAAACUACACGAGGUUCACCAAACGCGACACGCCUCUUCCUUCUUGGUCUUCCUCCGACGUCGACGACUUCAUUGCCUCCGAUCCCGUCCAUGGACCCACCCUGAAAACUGCUAGGGAAGCUGCGACUUUUGGUGCUACUGGAGCUGCGCUUGGAGCUCUAUCUACUGCUGCUUUUGCCUGGAAAUACUCUAGGAGUCCACAUGGUGCUGCAUUGUCAUUCUUAGGAGGAGGUGUUUUUGGUUGGACCUUUGGGCAAGAAGUCGCGAACCACACGCUGCAACUCUACAAGCUGGACACAAUGGCUGCUCAAGUUAAGUUCAUGGAAUGGUGGGAAAGCAAGUCUCAAGGAAGGUCCUGAAUCCAAAACAAAUAAAUGACUACGUUCUUGUCCAGAGUACCUUGCAAGCAACAUGAAAUGGUGAUAUGAUUAGUUAUCUUUUGAACCUUUUAUGCUUCCCCCACUCUUGGUACUUGUUUGCCUUCUCUCAAUAAUGGAAUGUUUUGAAAAAAAUUUGUGAAAUGAGUUGAAAGAAAUCAUUUGGAUUUGAAUAAGGAAUCUUCAAGUUUUGAGGAGAAGAACAAAAGUG
This is a messenger RNA of Thlaspi arvense, 814 nucleotides long. Lineage: Eukaryota; Viridiplantae; Streptophyta; Magnoliopsida; Brassicales; Brassicaceae. The record is from the annotation of a GenBank genome assembly.